Messenger RNA from Cebus imitator (Panamanian white-faced capuchin), 1969 nucleotides. RefSeq names its product death associated protein 3 (gene DAP3). Gene Ontology annotation, biological process: apoptotic process. Gene Ontology annotation, cellular component: mitochondrial small ribosomal subunit; mitochondrial ribosome. Bases 419 to 1654 code for a protein of 411 amino acids. Gene Ontology annotation, molecular function: structural constituent of ribosome. The record is from RefSeq and is a predicted model, not a curated record. The transcript is spliced from 12 exons. NCBI's taxonomy places the organism in Eukaryota, Metazoa, Chordata, Mammalia, Primates, Cebidae.
CAGGGGCAGGAGAGGGACAGGCAAAGCGAGUCGGGACUUGCCGUUUGACUGGCAUUGCCAGGGUGGCGGGUUGAGCCUCACGACAACCUAUCUCCCUGGGCUUGUCGCCGCGACGAUGCGGCUCGCUUCCUCCUGCUCCUCCUCCUCCUGACCGCGGCGAGCGGAUCCAGGCUGCCUAGCGCCCCUCUGCCGGCCGGCGGUUGGAGGCCGCGGCGGCUGCGCGUUGAGUCGUUUCCUGCCGGACGACUAGAGCCUUCUUCGACUGUGGCUUUGGAGGCUGCCUCGGUCGGUGUGUGCCGGUCGUCUCGUUAGAACUCGUCCGCUACUCACGGUGAGGGACGGUGUCCGUACCGGCACGGGGGUUGUACCGCCGAGGGAAAGGAGCGGGACUCCGAACCUCCAGGAGAGUCCAAGGACAAUGCUGAAGGGAAUAAGAAGGCUUAUCUCUAGGCUCCAUAAGUUGGACCCCGGGCGUUUUUUACACGUGGGAACCCAGGCACACCAAAGCAUUGCUGCUCACCUAGAUAACCAGGUUCCAGUUGGGAGUCCCAGAGCUAUUUCCCGCACCAAUGAGAAUGACCCGGCUAAGCAUGGGGAUCAGCACGAGGGUCAGCACUACAACAUCUCCCCCCAGGAUUUGAAGACUGUAUUUCCCCAUGGCCUUCCUCCUCGCUUUGUGAUGCAGGUGAAGACAUUCAGUGAAGCUUACCUGAUGGUAAGGAAACCAGCCCUAGAACUUCUGCAUUACCUGAAAAACACUAAUUUUGCUUAUCCAGCUGUACGAUAUCUUCUGUAUGGGGAGAAGGGAACAGGAAAAACCCUCAGUCUUUGCCAUGUUAUUCAUUUCUGUGCAAAACAGGACUGGCUCAUACUACAUGUUCCAGAUGCUCAUCUUUGGGUGAAAAAUUGCCGGGAACUUCUGCAGUCCAGCUACAACAAACAACGCUUUGAUCAACCUUUAGAGGCUUCAACCUGGCUAAAGAAUUUCAAAACUACAAAUGAGCGCUUCCUGAACCAGAUAAAAGUUCAAGAGAAGUAUGUCUGGAAUAAGAGAGAAAGCACUGAGAAGGGCAGUCCUCUGGGAGAAGUGGUUGAACAGGGCAUAACACGGGUGAGGAACGCCACAGAUGCAGUUGGAAUUGUGCUGAAAGAGCUAAAGAAACAAAGUUCUUUGGGUAUUUUUCACCUCCUGGUGGCCGUGGAUGGAAUCAAUGCUCUCUGGGGAAGGACUACUCUGAAAAGAGAAGAUAAAAGACCGAUUGCCGCAGAGGAAUUAGCACUUGUUCACAACCUGAGGAAAAUGAUGAAAAACGAUUGGCAUGGAGGUGCCAUUGUGUUGACUUUGAGCCAGACUGGGUCUCUCUUUAAGCCCCGGAACGCCUAUCUGCCCCAGGAGUUGCUGGGAAAGGAAGGAUUUGAUGCUCUGGAUCCCUUUAUUCCCAUCCUGGUUUCCAACUAUAACCCAAAGGAAUUUGAAAGUUGUAUUCAGUAUUAUUUGGAAAACAAUUGGCUUCAACAUGAGAAAGGUCCAUUUAGUUUUUUUCUACCAGGGCUUUGUGAUCACAGUAGAAUCCCACUGAAUCAGAACCUUGAUGUCCUCUUCCCUCAGCAACAGCCUCUAAUUUAUACUUUAUCCUUUAUCUUGACUUUCUGACUAAGAUGCUAAAAGGUGGGUGGGAGGUGGUUAAGGUUUAAUUUACAAAAGAGAUUUUAUCCCUAAAUUCUCCAUGAUAAAGAAGGCAGCAAAACCCACUCCAUCCACUGGACAGUUUCCAGGUGAUUGGGUUCCUGCCACAUUCUCUUUAUUGCAUUUUUUCAUUCAACGGACUACACUUGAGAGACUCGUGCUAGGACACUCACAGAAUAAUUCAUGCUGUGCAAGAGGCUACCCUAGCACCUAAGAAAUUCUUUGCCACACCUGUCCUAUUAUAUAUACAAAAAUUAACUUUUUGCACCAUAUUUUAUCUAU